Molecule: messenger RNA, 1258 nt
Organism: Pararge aegeria (speckled wood butterfly)
Lineage: Eukaryota; Metazoa; Arthropoda; Insecta; Lepidoptera; Nymphalidae
Product: odorant receptor 85b-like
Exons: 10
Coding region: 16-1113 (365 amino acids)
Biological process (GO): sensory perception of smell; detection of chemical stimulus involved in sensory perception of smell
Cellular component (GO): plasma membrane
Molecular function (GO): odorant binding; olfactory receptor activity
Source: RefSeq, a predicted model, not a curated record
CUAGAGACUACAAACAUGCUUCAAACUGCUGCCGAUGGUAGCUUUCUCGAUCUCUUCACGAUGAUGCCUUGUGUUGGUUAUCUCCUUGUCGCUUUGGCGAAAACUUAUAAAAUCAAGAUGAAUAGAUCCGUGUUUGAGAACCUGGUUUUCGAGUUACGCGACAUGUGGCCAAAUGAACUGAUUCCAGAAGAUGAGUACCAAGUAAUAACAAAAUCCCUAAAACAACUUAAACUACUCAUCGGAGCUUAUUUCUCCUGCAACAUGAUGCUCGGGUCGAUCUUCGUCAUACCCGGAGUCUACGUUUACAUAAAGCGCUCGAUUGGGUACGAAAUUCCUCAGACACUGCCAUUUGGCUAUUGGUUACCAUUCGACCCUUAUCAGGAUAUAAAAUAUCUUUUCGAGACAGUAUUUGUUGUAAUGACUUGUCACUGUUUCCUAUCAGCACUUUUCAUGAUGGCUGGAGACCUAUUGCUUAUGACAUUCCUCAGUCACAUCACCACACAGUUUGCUCUACUCGAGGUCAGAAUAAAGAAACUCUUUGAUGUACCCAUUGAUGACCAACUCGUCGAGGCGUACCCGCUCGGUGAAGUAAGGGAGAAGCGACUGGAAAACGAUGCUACAUCGAAUCACGAUGAAGAACUUGAGAAUGGAAUUGAGAAGAAACUUAUCUUCAUUAUACAGAGACACCGAGCUUUAAUCAGACUGUCCAGUGAUAUAGAAAAUAUGUACACGUUCUCACUGCUCGUCAACUUUAUGAACAGCUCGGUCAUUAUAUGCUUCUGCCUAUUCUGCGUCGCUUUUGUUGAAAAAUGGAACGAGAUUGCCUACAAGAUUUUUUUUAUAACAGCAAUAUCUCAAACUUGGAUUCUCUGCUGGUACGGACAAAGAUUAAUGGACACAAGUUCGGGCGUAGGUGCAGCCCUUUAUAACUGUGGAUGGUAUAUUGCGUCACAUAAGAUCAAAAAAUCUAUUCUAAUUAUGAUUCACAGGGCCCAAAAGGAAGUGCACAUAACAACAUAUGGAUUCUCUGUUAUAUCUUUAGCGAGCUACGCAACGAUUCUUAAGACUUCGUGGUCAUAUUUUACACUCCUAAUUAAUAUGUAUCAAGAGUAGAAAAUGAUACCAUCACAGCCAUUCUCGUACGAUUGAUACUUUAGUUGCACGCAAAAAAUGUCAGGUACCUAGGUACACUAAUUUUAGUAGUCAAGUAUUAACUUUAACAAGGGAGUUUGUUACUUUGUGAAGUGAAAACUACCUU